AUGGGGUGCAGGUGCUGCAAAAUGAUACAAAGCUAUAUUUUUGAUCCAGAAGAAGUACAAUCGCCUGGAUGCACUCAUGAAGUAAACAGCUACAAAAACAACGAGCAAGGCAGCAAUAAAUUCAAAUUCGAAGCGAACAGUGAAAUUCAAGAACACAAAAAUGAAGUCCAGAAGGAUGAGCCAAACAGAACAGAAAAUAAAAAUCCAGUAAACAGCACAAAAGAAACUCUCUGUAACCAUGGAGGCAAUGAUUUUCAAGCGGAUGGCCCUGUGAAGUGUGUUGCAAAGCUCAAUGUUGCAGUCAACGGUGGCAACUCCUGUGCUGGAGCGCACCCCAUGCUCAAUCCCAGCACAAACCCAGUGAAAGAAGCCAGUGAACAGGGAACCUCCAGCCAGUCAGCAGACCCUUCUUCAGCCAGCAAUAGAGACUUUUACACCAAAUCAAGUAAAUCUGGCCAAGAACCUGACCUAGAGGCAGGCAGUCAGAGGAAGGCAGCCUGCAACGAGCUGAACAGUAUUCCAGAUAGGAACUACCAGUCUGCAGAAGACAGCAUCUUUUUCAAAGGAACUGCGAUGCUGGAGACAGAAAACAAUGCCAUAGAACUGCCAGAUAUUGAUUAUCCCCAAAACGGUAAUCAAACCAGGAACUAUGUUGAAAAAGAUAGCUUUUCAGUGAACUGUGCACAUUCAGAUCAAAACAGUGGUCCUUCACCAGUACAGGACCAGCACCUUUGUGUAACUCUGCCGUCACCUAUGAAGGAGAGCAGUACUGAACCUUUCCAAACUGACUCUGCAAGUUUGAGUGAGGGAAUUACUGGUGGUAUCACUGCCACGGCUGUUACCAAAGUAGCACAGGCAUGCACACACCCCAAGCAUGAAGACAUGAAUGGACAAAUUGAGGAGGAAGACGCUGAAGUUGCAGCAGCUCUGGCUGCACUGGAAGCUGCAACUGCAGGGGAAGACCUGGAAGAUGACGAGGAAUACUAG
Messenger RNA from Opisthocomus hoazin, 987 nucleotides. RefSeq names its product PDCD10 and GCKIII kinases associated 1 (gene PGCKA1). The record is from RefSeq and is a predicted model, not a curated record. Lineage: Eukaryota; Metazoa; Chordata; Aves; Opisthocomiformes; Opisthocomidae.